AGCAUUUGUGUUUGAGUUCGUGGGAACAUUCGCGUUGCGAAGAUUUGCGAUGACAAUGCGAAGCUUUGUGAUCAGCUUGUUGGUACCUUUAGUGUGUGGGACGUGCCUUGACGGUGGCAUCCCACCCUCUGAGCGGAAGAACCUGGACAAUCCGAAUGGUGAUUCCUAUCCUGUUGGCAUCUUUGUUCCGGAUUGGGCUGCAUCAUGGGCAGCCAAUACUCUGGUGGCAACAAUCGUGGAGGAGACCUUUGGCUACAACGUGAGCCUUGUGAAGGGCACCGGAACGGUGAGUGGCUACUAUGCCGUCAGCGGCUGCCUAGAUCCCACCGCGGUAGGCGAUCCUGGCUGUGGCUCAGGAAAUGUCACCAAACAUCACAUCGUGAUGGAGGCUUGGACGCUUGGCUACCCUUUGGUGUGGGAGACGCUGCAGAGCGAAUAUCCAGGUGUUGCAGCAAAGAACUUGGGAAACAUGGGAUAUGAAGGUAUCACCUCGACCUUCAUUCCGAAGCCCGUGCAACAGAAAGCAUACCAGGCGGAAGGAAUCGCCUUGCAAUACUUCAAGUACUGGAAUGCUUCUUGGUACCAGCCUUCCAAAUACUUUGAAUCUAUCUCAGUGAUUCCCUCUCGGUUGACCAAACUUUGCAGCGACUCCACGUCUGUGAUGACUGAUGAUGCAACUAUGAGGAGGCACAUCGUCUUCACAGGAGAUGUUGAUGGCUUGGUCUAUGACAGCACUUCUGAUUCAUAUUCAGCCCGCUGUGAUGAUGGUCAUUGGUGGCUUUCACCUUCUUGCCGAUCGAACUCUACACUUUGCGUUCCCUUCAUCACUGGGGGUGUUGGUUGGGGCAUUGAAGAGCUGAUGCAGAAAUCGACCAAAUGGAACAUGCCCAUGGCCCUUGGUGUGGCAGCAUCCUGGAGCGCUUACACGGAGUUUCCCUUUCUGCAUCCAAAAUCUCACUUCUAUUGGUGGAUCCCAGAUCCAACCUUUCUGGAGUUGGAGCCACUUCAGGUGAUCUAUCCACCGCAUAACAAAAGAGUUUUCGAACGUGGUGAUUUGUCGACCGCAACAAUAGGCGUUUCGGUUGACAAGCAUGUCAGCCGAGACUUGAGCAUUUUGGCGCCCAAUGUGGAGAAUUUUGUGAGCAACAUUUUUGUGACCAUGGCGCAAAUGAAUGCGAUUCUCCUUGAUCAAAAAAAUACAUCUGAUAGCUGGAGAGAGACAACAUGCCGUUGGCUGCGUUCAAAUAAGAAUGUCUGGCAGUCCUGGAUCCCUGAUGAGAGUCAAUGCUUCCCGGGCUUUGGGCUUUAUGACACAGGUCUUGAUGACUUCAUAGAUCAUCGGGUGAAUGCCUCAAGCAAGAUCGUGUGUCAGGCCUGUGCGGUGCAGAUUUGGAGGAUCAACAACUUCACAGCUUGCCCCUCGGGUACCUUCUCACAGCUCUUGGAAGAUUCCAUUGGCGAGACCUACAUCUGUGCUGACUUGGAAAGCGGCGAAAGCUAUCUCGGCCAGCAGUACACCCCGAAGGUGCAGGAAGGAUACUUCAGCACAGUGUUGGCGCCAACCGAGGAUCUUGCAUCUAUAGGAGAGAGAGUCAAGCAGUUGGCCCAGCGAUUGAACGAGCUGGAAGGUUCAGCGAACGAGGAUUUAGAGUGGGAGGUGAUCGAGGAAGGGAACCUGCCCCUUGGGGUGUCAGACCUGGAAUUCCCCUACCCAGGACAACCACCAAGCGUGAAGCCCUCCGAAGAUGAGAAUGGCCAAGAGGUCAUGAUAGACCAGGAGAUCCUGGUCCUCUUGGUGGAUGUGUCGAACCAGGUGGAGGCCCUGAUGGCAUUGCAACGUCAAGCACCUACAGAGCCCGCCAAGGCGGCUGUCACAUACGCAGAGCCUGCCGGAGGACAAUCGCCUGGCGUCAGCAGACAUGCAUACCCACAGCUUCCGGCCCUGGGGCAAGGCUUUGCCCACCUAGGUCAUCCCAAGGAAGCCACAGCAAAGAAGGUAGCCGCAAUGGUGGGGCCACCGCCCAAGACCAGAAAAGCUCCCCCGGCUCAAGGGGCCUUAGCACUACCAGACCCGUUCAUACCAGAGGAACCACGAGAUCUCUUUCCAGCGCAGAUAGAGACUCAUCCCAUGCUCAGUGCGUUAGCCCAGCAAAGCACGGCUCUGACCACCUUGGUCUCGCACUUGGCGGGUCAUGCGUCGGACCCUUUGGUGGAUCUGCAAGCAGGAGGCCUGUCGGGAAGUUCUUCUUCUACAAGAGGCGUUGCCAGGAGAGAAAGGAUGCAGACAGACCUGGCCUUGCGCCAAAGUCAGUACUGGCUUGCAUUCCUGCAGCAGCUGUCCAGGAAGAUGAAUCCCUCAAAGCCAGUUCCUACAACGGAGGAGGCUGCAAAGGAUGCAGGCCUGUCUUUCCUGGCCUACCUGGAGAGACAUGGCGCCUACAAGCAGUCUCGGGAGCUGGGGACCAUUUUGUGGGUCUUUGGAUACAUCAUAGAUGCUGCCAUUGCGCAAGAUUUCGAUGGUGUAAAAGAGCACCUGGCUUUGUUUGCAGCCGCCCUAGACCAAGCUGCUCUGGAUCAGAGUUGGACGACAGCGUUCCUGGUGACUCUGGUGGAGGAGCCUCCUCCGGUGCUCUUUGCAGAGAAGGGAACCUCACUGUCAGUUGCCAAGCCAUUCACCCCCCUCAUGCCUGCCGUGUGUGGGGGGGUCCUUCUAGCCUAUCUCAAGGACAUCGACAUCAUGACCAGCAAGAAACAAGAGGGAGGAGGAAGGAAGACCGGUCAACAGACCUCGCAAGAGCAGAAGGAGGGGGAAGCCUCUCCAAAACGCAGACCCCCCUUCCCGAAGAAGCCCAAAGGGGGCAGCCAGACACAGGUCCCGCUCCCUACAGGUGAGCACUGGGCACGGAUGCCCCCAGACCUCUCUCAGAAGAGGCGUAGACAGGUCCACUUGAAUCGUGCAGUCCACAUCAUUGUUUUGGCUUUGAACUACUACCACAAUGGUCCGAGCACUUUUCUCCCCUCUGGGCCUGACUUGUCAGACUGGUAUUGCAACCCCAAGACCCACUACGUUGCACAGGGGGUCACUGAUCGCAAAGAUUUUUAUCACCAGUUCCAUGUCUCUAGAAGUCGCGCUUUAUCGAACACGGUAGGCCCUGCGGUUGAGAUCGAAGAUGUAAAGAACCUCAAGGCCUAUUCAGAUUACAUCUUGCGCCAGGCAAAAGGGCGCUACCAACGAAGCCUUCACGGAGACCGCCUGGGGAUGAAAGGCCUGAGAGCAGCGCAGAGGAAGCCUCAGCAACUGUUUGUGGCCUUCAGAUCUGUGCUACCAGGGGAUCAUGCAGGGGUUGAUAUAGCCACCAGCGCUCAUACAGCACUUUUACAAUCUCAUGGCCUUCUAGAGGAGAGUUGUCAGCUGCAGAGUUGUAAGCCUCUUUUUGACCUGGAGAACUGUGAAGGACUGUGCAUAGACGACUACUUUGCUAUGAGCCUGGAGCAAGUAGGCACUCCGUUGCAGGCCUCAAAAGCCAGCCAGAAGAUAGGCACAGCACGGGCUGCCUAUAGGCAGGCCGAGCUGUUGGGGAGCCCGGAGAAGGACAUCCUAAGUGAUAAAGCGAAAAUCGUAGGCUCGGAAGAGUUCGAAGGGAAGGAAGAGGCACCGCGCUUGCCCUUCGUGGUUUGCAGUGCCUUGAGUUGGGAUGGAGACACGGGGCAUGUAGUGAUCGAAGGAAAACUCACGAAGGCUAGUGCCAUGUAUACUGAUGGGCUGGCCGACGCCCUGGCCACUGUCCUUUCAGAGGCCAUCAAUGCCAGGGCCAGCGCAGAUCUCGAGUGGGAUCAAGUCCAGACGGCAGGGCUUGAGAAUGCUUUAGUGAACCAGGUAGUUGAGCAUUUGAUUUUGAAGUGGGGACCUCAGAGGGCAGCCAUUUUGGUCGACUCCAAUGUUGCGAGGUGCGCAGUCUCUAAGGGACGCACUUCCUCGAAAGGUCUGAUGCCUGUCAUUGCUAAGGUAAAUGCCUUGUGCCUAGCAGCGGGCGGCAAGCGAGAUGCGCCUCUCUUGUGGAUUUCAGGAGCCAUUUUGGGGGGGCCGCGAUACGCCAUGGGAAUGCCACUGAAACCACGAAACUCUGGAGAUAGAGCGAGAGCUGAGCACAGAGCCCAGAAGUUACCUUUAGCUUCAGGACGACCUGUACUGCAGAUCACCGCCAAGCACCGAGAGGAACUUCUGGAGGCCUUCAGAGCCUGGCUGCUGACAAGGGGGUUGGAACCUGGUGACCUUUUUCACAAUACCUAUCAGACAGUUGAAGAAAUCAACAUCUUGUUGACAGCGUACGGCCGUGAGCUGUAUCGGGCCGGCAGGCCACUCAACCACUUCUCGGAGACCAUAAAUGCAAUAGCAUCCUGGAAGCCACAGCUGAGAAGGGCCCUUCAAGGGGCCUGGGACCUGGCCUAUAGCUGGGUCAAAUCCGAACCAUCUACACACCAUACAGCUAUGUCUCCCCAGGUUCUGAUGAGCUGCAUCUCAGUCUGCUUGAUUUGGGGUUGGGUGCGUCUGGCAGGCUGCCUAGCCCUAACAUGGGGAGGUUUACUACGGGCAGGUGAACUCCUACAAGCCCGACGCCAAGACCUGCAGCUGCCGUCGGAUCUGGCAGGAAGUGUGCCCUUUGCACUCCUUUCCAUAAAGGAGCCGAAAACAAGGCACACAACCGCGAGGCACCAGUGUGCCAAGCUCGACAUUCCAGACUUGGUGCAGCUGGCAGAGCUCGCCUUCCAGAAGUUAGCGCCCUCCGAACCUCUUUGGGACAUGAGCGCUCAAACGCUCAGGUCUAGAUUCAAGAGCCUACUACAAGCCCAACGACUUCCAACAAGUACUUACAGAGGGAUGAGAGCACUUGACUUGGGAUCGCUCCGCCCAGGCGGAGCAACGCACAUAUUACAACUGACUGAAAGUGGAGACUUGGUGAUGCGCCGCGGGCGCUGGGCAAGCUAUAGAGUAAUGAGCAUUUACAUUCAAGAAGUUACCUCUACCUCCUUCCUGUCAGUGUUGGACAAGGACGUGAGAGACAACAUCCUUGACCGAGCCCAGUGCUUCUCUUACUUUUUGGAACAGGCAAAGGCUUUUGAAUCAGCUAGGAUCCCAAGAGAUGUAUGGCACUUUUUGUUUGGCGCCACCCAGAAGAAAGACGCUUGA
Messenger RNA from Durusdinium trenchii, 5188 nucleotides. The record is from the annotation of a GenBank genome assembly. Lineage: Eukaryota; Dinophyceae; Suessiales; Symbiodiniaceae.